Messenger RNA from Fraxinus pennsylvanica, 531 nucleotides. NCBI's taxonomy places the organism in Eukaryota, Viridiplantae, Streptophyta, Magnoliopsida, Lamiales, Oleaceae. The record is from the annotation of a GenBank genome assembly.
AUGAGGAUAGUGGGAUUGACUGGAGGCAUCGGUUCAGGGAAGAGCACAGUCUCCAAUCUUUUUAAAGCCCACGGUAUUCCAGUUGUUGAUGCUGACGUCGUUGCUCGAAAUGUAUUGAAGAAAGGCAAGGUGGAUCGCCCAAGGCUUGGGCAAAUUGUCUUCUCCGAUCCUGAUAAGCGCCAGCUUCUUAAUAGAUUGCUUGCACCUUAUAUUUCGUCUGGAAUUUUCCUCGAAGCGUUGAAUCUAUGGAUGAAGGGAUGUAAAAUUAUCGUUCUUGACGUGCCUCUACUGUUUGAGGCCAAGAUGGACAAGUGGACGAAGCCCAUUAUUGUAGUUUGGGUUGAUUCUCAGACUCAACUUCAGCGACUUAUGGCUAGAGAUGGAACAACGGAGGAAGAGGCGAAAAACAAGAUCAAUGCUCAGAUGUCUCUGGAUCUAAAAAGAACCAAGGCAGAUAUUGUGAUUGAUAACACAGGAUCAUUGGAGGAUUUGAACGUUCGCUUCAGUGAGGAAAAUCUUGUAAUUGAAUAA